This is a messenger RNA of Dovyalis caffra, 4158 nucleotides long. The record is from the annotation of a GenBank genome assembly. Lineage: Eukaryota; Viridiplantae; Streptophyta; Magnoliopsida; Malpighiales; Salicaceae.
AUGGACUUUAAUGAGUCUCCAGUGAAUUAUGAUUUUUUCGGAGGUCAGCAGCAAAUUAGUACCCAGCAUACUGGGAUGCUGCAAUCUUUGCCAAGACAGCAGUCUGGGAUUAGUGACAUGCAGCUAUUACAGCAACAGUUCGUGCUUAAGCAAAUGCAAGAAAUGCAGAGGCAGCAACAACUUCAGAAGCAACAAGAAGCAAGGAAGCUGAAUUCAAUGAACCAGGUCUCUGCUUUUCCAAAACAGGCAGCUGCCAAUACCUCACAGGCUUUGAUCAAUGGCAUUCCUAUUCAUGAAACUUCUAAUUAUUCAUGGAAGCCUGAGCUUAUGGCAGCUAACACAAACUGGCAGCAGCAAGGUGUGUCGCCAGUUAUGCAAGGAUCGUAUAGAGGGCAUGUAUUUUCCCCUGAGCAAGGCCAGGGAACACCGCGCUUGAUGGGGAUGUUUCCUCAGCAGGUCGAUCAAUCCCUUUAUGUUGCCCCUAUCCCUGGAACAAGAGUUAAUCCAAGUCAGUAUCCUCCUGUCCAAAUGGAUAAGCUGUCAAUGCAGCAGAUAUCAGGCAGCAGUAAUUCCUUAACAAGCAGCAAUCAGUAUACUGGAUUUCCAGAGCAGGUUAGUGUGCAGGAUGGAACUUUGGUUUCUACACAGGGACAACAGGGGCAGAAUAUGGGUGCUUCUUCUGAUGGUCAGGGUAUAAAUAGUGGAUUUAAUUUGGAAAACUUGCAGCUAGUGAACCCCCAGCAAAGCAACGGGUCAGUGCAAGAAAUUUGCACUAGGCAAGACCUGGCUGGUCCAUCAAAAACAUCACAAGAGGAAACCACAAUACAGGUUGCUUCUUCUCAGGACGUGGCUGCCCUAGAUCCAACUGAGGCAAAGAUUUUGUUUGGUUCAGAUGAUAAUUUGUGGGAUGCCUUUGGCAGGGGUGCCAACAUGGGUUCUGGAGGUUACAAUAUGUUGGAUGGCACAGACUUAUUCAGUUCAUCGCCUUCUGUGCAAAGUGGAAGUUGGAGUGCUCUUAUGCAAUCUGCUGUAGCAGAAACUUCUAGUGGUGAUACAGGGCUACACGAAGAAUGGAGUGGUCUGACUUUUAGAAUUAACGAACCUCCAGCUGAGAAUCAGCAGACUCCUUCUGUGAAUGCUAGUAGUAAACAGCAGUCAAGUUGGGCUGAUAAUAGCUUGCAGUCUGCUUCUUCCCUGAACUCUCGACCCUUCCCUUUGUCUCAUGAAACCAAUACUGGUAUGAGCCAUAAUAACAUCCCAGGGGUGCAGCAAUCUGGAGUCGAUACUUCACAUGAACACAUGGAGAGGUUGCAGUCUGUUUCUCCUCAUAGACAUAUUCAGCAGUUUCCGGUAGAUAGAACCAAGUGGUCUGAUAGGAGCCUCAUGCAAGAAGCAGCUGUUGAAGGUAGUCAAUUUUAUGGCAAACCUAACCAUUCUUCUGAUGGAGGAUCAAAUGCUAAAAGUAUUUCAGGUUCUUGGGAAAAUCAACAGAGCAUGCCAUCAUAUAGCUCCAACGGCCAACCAUUAAAUAGUCAAAGUGGCUGGAAAUUUAUGGAUUCUGUGUCUCCCAGCACAACUGUUGCUUUCAAAAACCAGGGGAAUGAAAACACAUUCCAAGAUUCUCAUAAUGUUGAUAAAAAAGGUCCCAUGUUUGAGGUAAUGGGUCACGGUGCUGGUAUAUGGAAGAAUAAUACAAUUGCUGAGUUGGAGCAUGCAAAAUCUGCAAUUGGAAACCUACAGGUCAUUCCACUGGCUCCUCCAUCCCAACAGUUGCUAAUUCCAGAGCAUGCCUUUUCUUCUCACAGCCCCUCACUAGCGAUUGGUUCUGUCAGUUCAACUCAAGUCAUUUCGAAUACAGGGGAGAAGGGUCAUACAUUGUUGGCUCCUACGUCCUCUGUUCAUUCUUUACCUCCAUCCCGUGAUACAUCUCAUGGACAUUUGAGGAAUACUACUUCUGGAGCCUUGGUGCAUGCUGGCAAUAGUGCCCAAGGAAAGUUUUCUGCUGCCUUUUCCCCUAGUUUCCCUUAUUCAAAAACUCAUCUUCCAAAUCAGCACAUGCCUGAUACAGGUGGAAGAGCAACAGCCUGUGAAUCUGUUAAUGAAUCUUUCGAUAGAUUUGCUUCUCAAACAAAACAGAUGGAAGAAUCUUUUGACAGAGGUCAAACUAAUCAAUCAGCACGACCAUCGGUACCUGACACAUCCAGGCAUACUUCACAUAAUGAUUUUGCCUCUUCUGCUGAGAUGCCCCAGCCAAGGGACGACAACCAAAACCAUGCAAGAGUUUCUGCUCAACAAUUCCCAGGGCUGGAAGCUGCUCCAGCUCCUCAGCGUUAUGGUUCAUCACAAGAUGGUAUUUCUUCAAAAAUGCCACCUACUAUGUGGACCAGUGUUCCAACUCAGCCAUGUCCAUUUGGCAGUCAGCCAUUUCAGACUCCAUCCAAUAUGUCUAUACCCAAUCUUCAGUCACAUAACAGUUCAGGCAUAACUUUCUCUCAGCCGCAGAAGCUAGAAGAUCAAAUUAUGCAAACCGGAUUGAGCACUCGAGCUGAAUCUGGUGAAUGUUCUAUGAAUUCACAUGGUUUUGUUGGGAAAGAGCAACCAUCAAAAAGAGACCCCUUGCAGCAAGUUCUACCUGAGAAUGAUGGAGCCCAGAUGACAACGAGUGCUUCACAUGAGAAAGAAUCUGUUGUGAAUCAUCUUACUGCAACGCCUGCUUCAAACCUAACCAGUACUCAGAAACAAAUUGAAGCUUUUGGCCGAUCUUUGAAACCCAAUAAUAUUUUGUAUCAGAAUUACUCCCUGCUUCAUCAAAUGCUGAGCAUGAGAUAUGCAGAGGUCGAACAUGGUAAUAGGAGUUUGAAAAGAUUUAAAUGUCCUGAUGGUUCGGUGGAUGCUCAUCUGGUAGGUAAUCAGGGAGUUCAGCAGCUUUAUGGACACAAUAAUACGGUCAGAGAUGAACCAGCAAAUCACACUUCAAUACUCCCUGGAGAUUCCAAGAUGCUAAACUUUUCAGCAAAAACAGCUGAUAAUCAGGAAAUAAAUGCACCUUCAAAGGAUAUGCUUGCAUUUAGUCGGAAUGAUUUUCAGAAUUUUGCCAAUAAUACUGCAGUUUUUGUCAGGGAUGAGCAUUCUCAGAUGAGUAACCAGAUGGCUCCAUCCUGGUAUGGAACCUUUAAAAAUGGACAGAUAUUGCCAAUGCAUGAUGCCCAAAAAGCUGUUACCAUGAAUACUUUGGAACUGCCUUCCACAGCUGGAAAACCUUCUGAUAGAUUGCAUGCUCAUAGUUCGCCUGAACAAGCAAAUGCUGCUGCUGCUAGUCAAUUUGGUACUGUCCAGAAAAAUUCAAUCACUUCAUCUAUAGCAUGUGAGAAUUUAUCCACUCCUCAGUCAUUGCAGCCUGAUUCUGCUUUUGUGAGUUUGGUGGUUACAAGACCAAAGAAGCGUAAAAGUGCCAUAUCCAGGCUUGUACCAUGGCACGAGGAAGUCACACUGGGUCCUCGAAGGCUUCAGAAUCUCAGUGCGGCAGAAGUGGUCUGGGCUCUGGCAGCAAAUAGAUUGACUGAGAAGGUAGAAGAUGAAGCUGAAAUGGUAGAUGACGGACUGCUAGUCCCCAGAUCAAAGAGAAGGCUUAUAUUGACUACACAGCUUAUGCAGAUACUCUUCCACCCUCCUCUGGCAUCAAUUCUUUCUGCAGAUGCUAUUUUACAUUAUGAGAGUGCUUCUUACUUUGUUGCCAGAUCAACACUAGGAGAUGCAUGCAGCACACUCUCUUGUUCUGGAAAUGAUACUCCUGUGCCUUCUAACAGUGGAGACCUCCUGCCCGGGAAGAUAAAAUCAUCAGAGAAGAUUAGGGAUCAAUACUUCUCAAAAGUCAUGGAAGAUCUUAUCAGUAGAACCAGGAAGCUGGAGAAUGAUUUGUUGAGAUUGGACAAAAGAGCAUCAGUUUCAGACCUGAGAGUGGAAUGCCAAGAUCUAGAGAGGUUUUCUGUUAUCAAUCGCUUUGCAAAGUUCCAUGGCCGGGGUCAAACUGAUGGGGCCGAGAGCUCAUCGUCCUUAGAUGCAUCUGCUAUUGCCCACAAAUCUUGUCUUCAGAGAUAUGUUACUGCACUACCCAUGCCUAGGAAUCUUCCUGACAGGGUACAAUGUCUUUCACUUUGA